AUGGCGUCCCUCGUUCUCCGCUCUUUCCACUGUUCGGUGCCUACAGUUUCAAACGCUGCCCAUCCGCUAGCUGAAAGGACCGGUGCAGUUUCUUCUAUCCAGAGUCGUGGCUUAAACAGGAGGCUUGUUUUCUCGCCGGCGAAGAGGAGGAAUCUGUCUAUUUUGUCGUGCGGGAAGUCGUCUGCAGAUUCAUCUCCAGCUUCCAAGUGUAAUGAUGGUGCAACUUUCCCCAACGGUUCAUCAACAUCCAUUCCAUCCAACCCAAUUGAUGCAGCAGCUCCAACUCCAAAGCAGAGGUCCAUUGAUCCACUCACAGAUGUUUCUUUCGGAAAGUCGUCGCCUACGUCGGCUGCUGUGUCGGAGACAAGAAGUGAGCAACGCAGCUUAGCUUCUCUCUACCUCCUCGCUUACAAUUCAGUCCAGGCAGUGGGUUGGGCAGUCGCACUCGUCAGAAUCCUGAGCAAUUUCGCAGCUACUGGAUCCGUAGCCGGAGCUUAUGCUUCCGCCGGACAUCUCAUCUGCUUACUGCAAAGCAUUGCGUUCUUGGAAGUUGUCCACGGAGCAUUAGGUCUUGUCCCGAGCGGCAUUGUGUACCCGUUUAUGCAAUGGGGAGGCAGAACCCACUUCCUUCUGGCAGUCGUCCGCAGAAUCGUUGAGGUUCAGGAGCUACCAGCAGUUUUCAUAACCUUCACGGCCUGGAGCAUGAUUGAUGCUAUCAGGUAUCCACAUUAUGCUCUGAACAUCAUAGGCAGUUGUCCAUCAUGGGUUGUUUACAUCAGGUAUACUGCGUUCAUCGUCUUGUACCCUAUCGGAUUUCUUGGCGAAUUGUCGCUCAUGUGCCAGUCGCUUCCAUUUGUCAAGAUGAAUAACCUCUAUGCAAACUUCUUUGCUGCUCUUCCCUUCAGCUAUUACAACUUUCUGUGGGUUGUGAUCCUAAGCUACCCCUUCCUCUGGCUCAAUCUCUACCUCUAUAUGCUGAAACAACGAAGAUCAAAGCUGGGGAACCAGAACAUCAGCGAGAAGAAAAAACUAAUCUAG
Messenger RNA from Linum trigynum, 1038 nucleotides. The record is from the annotation of a GenBank genome assembly. NCBI's taxonomy places the organism in Eukaryota, Viridiplantae, Streptophyta, Magnoliopsida, Malpighiales, Linaceae.